CAAACGUGUUUUCGAGAAAAUAUGAAAAUAACGUUUUAUUACGGUUAUAAAAUUGCUUUAAGCGUAGACAUUGGAACAACUUAUUGUACAGUGUACACCUGUCUGGCAUAAAUAUGAGCGGGUCAUAAAUCGAUAAAAGUUAAUAAAUUUGUGAGUAGAGACGAAGAAAACAUUUAUUUCAUUCUUCAAAAGUGCAUGCAACCGAGAAUAAAGAACUUAAAUCUUGAAAAUGUUGAAAGUAAACUGUAAUGUUGAAUUGUUUACUUGAUAAGAUUUAACGAUAGGAGACAUACCAGAGUUACAGUAGAGCUUUAUCUUAGAGUCAAUUUAGAAAAGCUGUAUUUUUGCUAAUAAUAUGAAUAUUGAUUUUGAAGGAAAAAGGGCUUUAGUUACUGGUGCAGGCAAAGGUAUCGGUCGUGCUGUUGCAAUUAGACUUGCAGAAUGUGGAGCUGAAGUUGUGGCUAUUAGUAGGACAAAGUCAGAUUUAGAUGAGCUGAUAAAAAUUGUAAGUAUAAACAUUAAUUUUCUUUUUAGAACUUUCGACAUCAACGUGAAAGCUAUUAUCAAUAUAAGUCAGAUAAUAGCAGAAGGAAUGAAAUCUAGAGGAUGUGGUGGCUCUAUUGUAAAUGUUUCAAGCAUUUUUUCAUAUAUUGUGUCUGGCUCAUACAGUAAUUAUUGUACAAGCAAAGGUGCUGUGGAUCAAAUUACUCGAUGCUUGGCUGUCGAAUUCGGACCAUACAACAUACGGGUGAAUGCUGUAAAUCCCACAGCUAUCCGUACCAAGAUGGCGGUUGAAGAAGGUAUGUUUGAUCCUGAAAAUGAAUACGCAAAUGACUGGCUUCAAAGAACCCCUCUAAAGAGAUUUGGAGAAGUGGAUGAAGUCGCCUAUCCCAUCUUGUUUCUAUUGAGUGAUAAAGCAUCGAUGAUAACUGGAAUUACUAUGCCUAUUGAUGGAGGUCUCACCAUUAGUUUUUGAAAUUACAAAAAAAAAAAAAAAANCAGUUUUUGAAA
Molecule: messenger RNA, 1011 nt
Organism: Parasteatoda tepidariorum (common house spider)
Lineage: Eukaryota; Metazoa; Arthropoda; Arachnida; Araneae; Theridiidae
Product: L-xylulose reductase
Biological process (GO): xylulose metabolic process; glucose metabolic process
Molecular function (GO): carbonyl reductase (NADPH) activity; L-xylulose reductase (NADPH) activity
Source: RefSeq, a predicted model, not a curated record